Molecule: messenger RNA, 3526 nt
Organism: Cuscuta epithymum
Lineage: Eukaryota; Viridiplantae; Streptophyta; Magnoliopsida; Solanales; Convolvulaceae
Source: the annotation of a GenBank genome assembly
GUGACUUUCCCCUUCCCCUUAUCCGCUGGGACGGUCAAGGAGGGAGUGGGAGCAGGCCGCUUCGUAGAAGCGGGAGGGAUUACACCUGUAAGAAAAAUGAUAAAUAGGAAUUAACAAAAGGAAAAACACUCUUACCGAACGACCCAAAACGGAAUAAAAGUUACCAAUGCCGGCGGCCAGAAGUUUGGAUGGGGUGAGAUAAGAGCGAAGGUUCUUGAGGCCAUCCAAAUGAAGCCGAUCAUAGUGACAGAGUAGAGCGGCAUCAAGUACUGGGGUAGUAUCCCGAACGGGAUAUGUGUUCCGUCGAUCAGGGAACGGAAGGGGCUCACCCACCCGAACAAAUAAGAAACGCUCCUCCCAUUUCUCACGGGGAGUGGGAUUUUCAGUAAACAAGGCCCAGUCAAUACGGGCAGUCAGCCGCAGGUACCCAGUGGUCUACUAGGGCUGAUAGCUGUAAUGAUACAAGAAAAGGUCGAUGUUCGGGGUAAUCCCCAGGUCCUGACACCGGACGAUGAAGCCGGUCAGAAUCCUAUAUGUGCUGGGCACGAACCGGCGUGUCCAUCCCUCCAAGAAGAACAAGUCAACGCCUUGGGUUUCCAAGGCCAUCAACAAAGGAGGUACGAUCCAUUCUCAAACUCUUACAACCCUGGAUUGAGGGAUCAUCCAAACUUGAGGUAUGAAAACCCUCAACAAUCCAACCCAUCUUCUCAAUCUAGUAUGUCAACUGAUGACAUGAUCCGAACUUUGACCUCAAACAUGGUUACCAUGUAACAAAACAUAGGACAAUUUCAACAAACCAUGACACAAUUUCAACAUGAGACAAAGUCAAGCAUUAAUAAUUUGGAAACUCAAGUUAGCCAAAUUGCAAAUGCGUGAGCCGACUUGAAGCAAAAGACUCGGGUAAACUCCCAUCUUAAAUGGAGCACAAUCUGAGACAACAUGUUAAUGCGAUCAUGUUGAAAAGCGGAACGACGUCAAAACCAAUACAAAUGGAGGAUGAAAAGGUUGAGAGGGUUGACCUUGAAGAAGAAGUACCCGAAGAGAAGACCACAAAGGCCAAAUUCCCACCAUUGUCAUCAUACGAGUCACUCCCACCAUUCCCGAAAGCACUCAAAGAAACAAGGAAGCUGGAGAGAAAUGCGGAUAUCUAUGAAACCUUCACCAAAUGUGAGGUAAUUAUUCCACUCCUUAACUUAAUUAAAAGUGUCCCUCGAUUCGCUAAAUUUUUAGAAGAAUUAUGCACAAUCAAGAGGACACAACACUCAAAUGGAAAACAACCAAUUGAAAUUAGUGAACAUGUCUCGGCAGUUUUUGAAAAGAAACUCCCCAAAAAAUGUACUGACCCGGGCAUGUUCACUAUACUGUGCAAGAUAGGAGACACCAUUUCUAGGGCCAUGUUAGACUUAGGGGCAUCAAUUAACGUGAUCCCCUAUACUCUUUAUAAUUCUUUGAACCUUGGCCCUUUAAAUAAAACCGGUGUCAUAAUUCAACUGGCCGAUAGAUCAACUGUUUCCCCAAAAGGGAUAGUGGAAGAUGUACUAGUUUCGGUAGGUGAUCUAGUGUUUCUUGCCGAUUUUUACGUACUUGAAAUGGAGAGUGAUGAACACGAAGUCCCUAUUUUAUUAGGGAGACCAUUUUUACAAAUUGAUAAUUCAACAAUUAAUGUUUGUAGUGGACUUUUAAUUAUGGAAUUUGAUGGAAGAAAAAUAGAAUAUAACAUUUAUAAUUCUAUUUAAAAUCACCCUCCAUUUAAAAAAUCAAUCUUGAUCAUUGAGGAAGCACUAGAUAAAUCACCAUUAAUCGAACCUCCAAAUCAUGAAUUGAAAUCACUGGCGGUUGAGGUGGUGGCAAGAAAGAAAGCUCGGCCUUACUGGAAAAGGUCGAAAAAAAUAAAAUUAAAAAAUGGCCAAACAGGGCCUUGAAUAAGGAGAAAAAGGAUGUUCAUGAUCCCACGUAAAACUAAAAAAAAAAGCAUGUUGUGCCGCGACGUUAACUAAGACGCUUCUUGGGAGGCAACCCAAGUAAAGGUACGUAAUUCUUUCCAAUUCUUUUUUUUUCAUUUAGUUUGAAUGUCAACUUUGAGAGAAUGAGGAACAAUUCUCCAAAGAAAGGGGAGAGAAAAAUCAGGUUUUGAGAGCUCAGGGAAACCUCCGAUCGGGCAUAAUCACCUCCCCAUUCGGAUCCAAGCAAAACAAAACUCCAGGAUGCCGUACCCGAUCGGGUAACACCCCUCACCCGGUCGGGUGCAUAUGAAAAAAGAAAGGUUGAGGAUAGGUACCUUAUACUCGAUCGAGCCUGAAGUGAAAAAAUAACCGAAUACCCGAUCGGGUAUACCAUUGACCCGGUCGGGUAUAUUAAUUCACCCAUAUACCCGGUCGGGUGAAUUAAUUUUAAAGGCUGAGAAUUUCCACGGCGCAUUUUACCCGAUAGCAUAGCACCCCUACUCGAACGGGCCCGACCCCGGAACAAGAGCAAAUGAACUUAUACCCGAUCGGGUAUAUUGGGGUACCUGGUCGGGUACACGAGCUUUAUACCCGAAUCUGACCCCCAAAUCAGCCACUUCUGCUUCCCCAAACCCGUCACUUCAUCUUCUCCACCCCCACAUUUUUGAACUCCCUCUCCAAAAUCCCCCAUUUCUCAAUCUUCUUUCUUCAAUUUCUCCCUCAUUACUCACCCAAAUUCAUCCAAACUACUACCAAAUCACUCCCCUCAAAAUCCUUUACAAUAAAACACCCCAAAAAAAAAAUCCAUCUCCCCUCAUGAUUACCAAAAAACCGAAACCCUACCUCCUAGCCCCAAAUCUGAAUUUCAAGCUUCCAACAGAGAAUCAAUGGCACCGAAGAGAGAUAGGGGAGAAAGCUCAACUGCAAGGGGGCCAAUUCAAGACUACGAGGAUGUUCGUUUUAGCCCAAUUAUGACAGAGACGAGCACUAGGGACAAUGUUUCGAGCUAAGUGAGGAGGAGUCACUCAUUGGACAUCAUUUAAUCUCUUAGAAAUGAAAAGAGGAGAAGAAAACAGAUGACCAUAGAAGGCCAUGAAACCCAAGACGAUAUUGUUCGUUGAGCAAAACACUCAAUAUAAAACUCAUGUUUUAUCCUUGGUGGUCUUUUGCUUUUUCUUGUUGAUUGUUGAACUUUUUAGAACUUGGAAAUGUUAAACAUUUGACUUUACUCGAGGACGAGUAAAGAAGCUAAGUGUGGGAGAGUUGAUAUUCGUGUAAUUUCCGAUUGUAUGUUUGUAUUUUUAACUAGUUUUUAUUAGUUUUAGUUGUGGAAAUUACACACUUUUGGUGUAAUAUUUUAUUUUCAUAAUUAUUUGUAAUUUGUUUAGAUUAGGACUAUUUUGAGUUAAACAAGUCAAAGAUCAUCCAAGGGAUCAAGAUUGGACCUUAAAAGAUCAAGAAAAGUGCAAGGAGACAAGAACGAUUUCGAUUUGGAAAAAAUGCUCAUGUACCCGGUCGGGUAUUGCCUAUACCCGAUCGGUUAUUUGCUUGAUUCGAUUGUCCAAAUCAAAUCCGGGAACAAA